GACUCCUUAUUCGUUGAUGUCAAAACUCGCCGGUAUAUUGCAUUGUGAUCGUUGUGGACUGGGAAAGUCUUAGUCCAUUUUACAACGUCAAGCUUGAAGCUUGAAGGGCCGCCGUAAGUCAGCGCAGUUGACUAUUCAUACUAGCGUUCACAUCACAAUCACAUUCUAAGUCUCGGAGACACCUCGUCUCACAACCAACCGGGCGUUUCCCAGCCAUUUCCUGGGGACACAGCGCCUAUACGGACAAGAUAUAAGUAUACGUACCGACGUCAACCUUCUGCUAUUCGUAUUAUUUGCUGGGUCUUCUUCCAGCCGCUUCAUCUAUCCUGCGUAUUAUAUCAAAGAUGCGUCCAACUCCGGGGCUCGUCUAUCUUUCUCACAGUUCACACCGUAUCUUACUCCCGCUCGUCCUGGUUUGGGCGGCGACAUAUGUUACUGACCUUCGAGGAUUCAUUCUCCCCCGUUGGCUGGUACUAUGCGCCUAUGUACUGGCCAUCCCCAUCGCCAUCGUUGUCUCGGACACGUGGACCUCAUACAAUAACAAGCGAGAUGCUGUUUCCAGAGGGGCAAUUCUGCCCAAACUGGUUGGCUACAGAUGGCCCUUUGGACUGGAUACCAUACUUUCGCUUAGAGCAUCAUUUACGACUCGUUAUCUUGGAAAUGCUGUCUUCGAUUGGGCAGAUCAAUAUGGAUACAUGUUUCGCUUCCGCGUCCCUGGAGAGACCAGGGUGUUCACCGCAGAACCGGAACAUAUCAAGAGAAUCCUUGCUACUGACUUCUCCAACUACGAGAAAGGACCUAAUUUCCGUUUGCAAAUGCAGACACUUCUCGGAACCGGUGUAUUCAACUCCGAUGGCGACAUGUGGAAGUUCCACCGUUCGAUGACUAGGCCGUUCUUUAGUAAGGAUAGGAUUAGUCAUUUCGACAUCUUCGAUCGGCAUGCAUCUGACGUUAUAGACAAGAUCCGAUCCCGAAUGAGAGAAGGCUAUCCGAUUGACUGGCAGGACCUUGCGUCUCGCUUUACGCUCGAUUCCGCUACAGAGUUCCUUUUCGGAAGGGACGUCCAGUCUCUUUCCGCACCCCUCCCAUAUCCUUCUACGGCGCCGAUUGCCAAUCAUCUGUCAGGCAAUUCGGUCGCAAUGGCAUUUUCAAAGGCCUUCCUGGAUGCGCAAGUGACUUCGGCCGGUCGAGCUCGGGUCCUGUUUCCUUGGCCCUUGCUUGAAAUAUUUCACGACAGGGUCGCAAAGCCUAUGGAAAUCAUUGACAAAUUUAUUGAUCCUAUACUGAAGGAUGCUUUGGAGAAGAAGACGGCUUCUAACAUCAAAGUUGAAAAGUCUGGAGAACUGGAGAUAUCGGAUGAGGACACACUGCUAUCGCAUCUGGUAAACUUGACCGACGAUCCUCAGAUCCUCAAAGACGAAACAUUGAAUAUCCUCCUUGCUGGAAGAGAUACAACUGCACUCACUCUCACUUGUGCGAUAUACCAGUUGGCAGAACAUCCGGAUAUCCUGCGAAGGCUUCGCGAAGAGAUACUUAACAAGGUUGGAAGUGCUAGGCGACCGACAUACGACGACAUUCGGGAUAUGAAAUACUUGCGAGCGUUCAUCAACGAGGUUUUGCGGCUUUAUCCCGCUGUCCCGUUCAACGUUCGCUUCACAAUCAAUCCUACUGAAUGGCCGUCUCAAGAGGGAGAGCCGCCGACAUACAUACCCGCCAACACGCGAUGCCUCUAUUCCGUUUUCGUGAUGCACCGCCGCAAAGAUCUUUGGGGCCCUGAUUCAUUGGAGUUUGACCCAGACCGUUUCAUCGACGAACGGUUGCACAAAUACCUCACACCUAACCCCUUCAUUUUCCUGCCUUUCAAUGGUGGUCCUCGAAUUUGUCUCGGACAACAGUUCGCAUACAACGAAACGUCAUUCAUGCUGAUUCGCCUGCUACAACGUUUCUCUUCAAUUGCUUUGAUGCAGGACUCGCAUCCAGAGUCCCUCCCUCCUGCUGGUUGGGCCCGGUCAAAGGGAUCAAACGGGAAAGAUAGGGUCUGGUUAAGGUCACAUCUCACUAUGUUUGCCAACGGUGGGGUAUGGGUAAAGAUGGACGAGGCGCAGAAUAUUGAACAAGUCUAGGAAAGCUAGGACUUCGUGUAUAACAGAUAACUUAGCCGUGACGUCAUGUUUUCACUACCUCUAAAUACGGCAACUGCUUGUGGAUCUAACAAGGCCAAACAUCAUGACGU
Molecule: messenger RNA, 2233 nt
Organism: Somion occarium
Lineage: Eukaryota; Fungi; Basidiomycota; Agaricomycetes; Polyporales; Cerrenaceae
Source: the annotation of a GenBank genome assembly